AUGGCUUUAAAUUUAGUAGUGAACAGUUACCAAAUUCCCUAUCCAACUCCACAAAAUUCAGAAGAAACUAUCGGAGAAAUGGCACAUCGAAUUAUGCGAGAUAAUCUCAGUGCUAGUGUUGUAAAAGCUAAAGCUCGUGCUUUAGCCAAUUCAGUGCCAAACGCCAAUGCUGGCUCAUUACGUCUUUCCCGACUCCGAAGAGAACUAAAAAAUCUUGGCACUUCAUUCCAAAUAAUCGAAGCUACGAAAUUUCCCGAUAUUACAAAAGAUGCCAAUGAAAUUCAGAGAGAUCGACACUCUGGAGUAACGAGUUAUGCGAAGAACAGAGGUCAGCCAGAUAUUCCUAGAAAAUUUAGAUCUAUGGAGAAGGAUCAAGAACGAGCCAAAGAAUUACUAACCUGGAUACAGAAUGCCAUAUCUUCUGGUCGAAUGGGUAAUCCAGGGGCUAUAUAUGCUGUAGUGGUACAUGGGGCAAAGAAUUUAGCUCAUGCUAUAACAAUUGCCGGAGAAGCCUUACGUCACAAUCCUAACAAUAACACCUCACCAGUACAAAAUUUCGUUAUUGUCAAUUAUCGAAAAAAGAAUCAACUACUUGAAGAAGCGAGACCAUUUCGACUCUAUGAUAAUGUUAACUAA
Messenger RNA from Dentiscutata erythropus, 636 nucleotides. Lineage: Eukaryota; Fungi; Glomeromycota; Glomeromycetes; Diversisporales; Gigasporaceae. The record is from the annotation of a GenBank genome assembly.